AUGUCAGGGGAAGAGGAGGAACUGACAUGGUGUACAAUCUCUGAUGAAGAACAGGAAAAAUGUCAAGAUUUAGCCAAAGCUGUGCAAGAGAAAUUUUCUGAUUUCUUUGCAUCUCGGAUAACUUGGAACAAGCCUCGUUUUUCCUACAAAAUUGGUUGUCAAAGGGCCGUCAGCAAGGAGGAAUGCAUGGAGUACUUGGAUCAAGGCAUAGCAGAUUUGGUUUCACUAGAUCCAGGUGAAGUGUUUCUUGGUGGCCGUUACAUGAGCCUUGUUCCAAUCAUGCAAGAGUUAAUGCAAGGUGAUAUUGACCAUUUUUAUGCUGUGGCUGUGGUCAAGCGUGGAGAUUUACGAGAUGUCCAUACGCUUCAUGAUUUGAGGGAUAAGAAAGCUUGUUUUGCUGGAGUUGGAUCUCUUGCCAGCUGGUCAUUGCCCAUCUCCAUCCUUAUGGAUAGAAGAGUGCUAGAGAUUGUGGAUUGUAACAACCAUGUGAAGUCUGCCAGUGAAUUUUUUGGAACAAGUUGUGCAGUAAAUGCUCUGGAUGAUAAAUUCAACCCCUUAGGUGACAAUUCCAACAAAUUGUGUGAGAUCUGUGCUGAGUCUGGAGAAGGACAUGGGCAAUACUGCUCCUCAGGAGAUCCAUUUGCUGGCUAUGAAGGGGCUCUUCAGUGUCUUCGAGAUAAAGGAGACAUUGCAUUCCUCAAGCAUUCAACUGUGGAGCUUGUUGCAGAAGUUCCUGAAAGUGGCCAGGAGGACCCAGAUGUGUGUGACUAUGAUGUGACUCCUACUUGUGAAGCAGCUAGGCUCCUGAGAACAGAUACUCCUGACCGUAUAGAUCCAUUAACUGGCCGCCACCCGUUUGACCUAUUUUCUUCUGCUUAUCGAUACAACAAGAAGCACAACCUCUUAUUUGAAGAUAAAACAAGAAAGUUCCUGAGGAUUCCAGUUCCUCAACAAAGUUAUAAGGACUACCUGAAGGACUCACUUGACCACAUUCUGAGAGUGAGGCAUUGUCCUGUCCCCUCAAUGAGACUAUGUGUUGUCUCAGACCAUGAACUCUCAAAGUGCAUUCGAAUGAUGACAGCACUACGAGCACAGUUACUGCAGCCUGAGCUUUCAUGCUUCAAAGGACAUGACAGUGUUGACUGUAUGAAAGCCAUUGCUAGGAGUGAAGCUGAUGUUGCAGUGGUCGAUGCUGGUGAUGUUUACACAGCUGGAAAAAACUAUGAACUCAUUCCAGUUCUGGUUGAGCAAUACAACUUGGACACUCCCGAAUACUAUGCAGUUGCAGUGACCUGGGAAGAAGAUCCAGACACUGAUAUACUCUACUUGAAAGGGAGAUACACUUGCCAUUCGGGAAUCAUGCAUGCGGCUGGCUGGGUUCUUCCAAUGGCAUACCUCAUCAAUAAUGACAGGAUCCGUCCCUAUGGCUGUGAUUCCAUUCGAGCUGCUGCUGAAUUCUUCUCAAAGUCUUGUGUACCUGGUGUUUCAUCCAGUGACUACAACUUUGGUAAAACUUGGAACAAUUUAUGUGAUCUCUGUCAUGGAGCAAGUCAUGCUUUCUGCUCAAGAGAUCCAUCUGAAGAUUUCUUUGGACAUACAGGUGCAUUCCGGUGCUUAGUGGAAGGUGGUGGGAAUGUUGCAUUUGUGAAGCACACCACUGUCUUGGAGAAUACUGAUGGGAAAAGGCGUCAGUUCUGGGCUCGGAAUCAGAUCAACACCGACUUCCAGCUGUUAUGUAGAAAUGGGAAAAGAGUUCCAGUGCAAGAGUAUGAGCACUGUAAUUUGGGGAAAGUGAAAGGAAAUGCUGUCAUCACCAGAGGUGGCAGUGCCUUUAACCAGACACAAGUUGAUGCUUUUCUUAAUCUCUUUAUCUAUGCACAAUCCUUUUAUGGAUUGAAGUUUGGAGAUGACUUCAGCUUCAAGAUGUUCUCAUCUGAGGAGCCAUAUGCUGACCUGAUAUUCCAAGAUGCUACCCAGCAAUUGGUAGUUGUACCUGAAGAAGAAAGAGAUUAUGAAUCUUUCCUGGGUGAAGAGUUCCUGCAUGCCAUGCGCACAGUGAACUGCCGAGCAGGUCGCUCCGUUCUCCCACCGAUCCUAUCGGUGAUCAUCCUUCCGUCCAUUACCUCAUUUAUGCUCCGUGCCUUAUUAUGAAUGCUGCAAGCAUCGCUGAAUCUCCCAUACCCGUUGUGAUGAGUUUUCUGCCGUCCAGUCGCAUCUUUUACCCGAUUUGUUGUAUAACGUUUUGUAGCCAUUUUUGUCAUUUUCAGACUAGUGACCAUGAU
This is a messenger RNA of Darwinula stevensoni, 2282 nucleotides long. The record is from the annotation of a GenBank genome assembly. Lineage: Eukaryota; Metazoa; Arthropoda; Ostracoda; Podocopida; Darwinulidae.